AUGUCAACCAUAGUAUAUCAAGGUACUUUGCAGUCAUGUUUUGAGUCCCAAAUCAUUGAAACAACAACCUUAAAGCUCAAAGUGCCAACCCCAUCUACUAUAGAAUUUGGUAGAGGACCUUGUUUGAUAGAAAACAAUAAAGAAAAUCUUAAAGAAAAAUGUCAAAACAAGCCCUCCUCUACAACAACUACUAGCAAUCUUGAUUUGGGUGGUAGUUGGAGUUCUAUUCAAACUCUGUCCAACAUUUCUAAAGAAGAAGGCAGCAAUAUUUAUGUGCACCCUUUAUCCAAGCGAUCUUCAUAUUCGUCAAGACUUAGUGCAAAAAGCCUUGAAUUAUGCACUGAAAGUCUUGGAAGUGAAACUGGAAGUUGUGAUAUCAUGGACAGCAGCAUUUUCUCCUCUUCAUUUUCUUCUUCUUCUUAUUCAACAAUUGAAAAGUCACCAUCUUCAAUUGAGUCAUCGUCAUCAUCCACGUGGUCAAGAAACUGCAAUAAAAGUCGUACUAAGAAGAAGAAUUCUUGCACCAAAUUUCCACCUCCUUUGACAACAAUAAGGGGUUCGAAUUCUCUACAAUUUAGACCCCACCGUGAAGAUGGUAGGUUGAUAAUCAAAGCUGUUGAAUCCCCACUUACACAUAAUUAUCUUCAAGCUGAAAGAAGCAAUGGCCGACUUAGGCUCUGUUUUUUCAAAGAUGGAAAUUCCCAUUUUGACUCUGUCACGACCCUUGAAGAAAAUGAAGAAUUGGAAGCAACUGAAAAUGACAU
Nicotiana tabacum (common tobacco) is the source of this 764-nucleotide messenger RNA. Lineage: Eukaryota; Viridiplantae; Streptophyta; Magnoliopsida; Solanales; Solanaceae. The record is from RefSeq and is a predicted model, not a curated record.